GAUGGCGGCGUCGGCGGAGACCUUAGGCCCGCAGCGAGUUGGCUUCGUGGGCGCCGGCCGCAUGGCGGAGGCUAUUGCGCGGGGACUCAUCCGAGCAGGAAAGGUGGAAGCUCAGAACGUGCUGGCCAGCGCACCAACUGACCGGAACCUCUGCCUCUUCCAGGCUCUGGGCUGCCAGACCACCCACACCAACCGGGAGGUGCUGCAGAGUUGUCCCCUCGUCUUCUUCGCCACCAAGCCCCAUGUGCUGCCAGAUGUCCUGCUGGAGGUGGCCCCAGUGGUCACUGCUGAGCAUAUCCUGGUGUCUGUGGCUGCUGGGGUCCCUCUGAGAACCCUGGAGGAGCUGCUGCCCCCAAGUACUCGGGUACUGCGCCUCUCGCCCAACCUGCCCUGUGUGGUCCAGGAGGGAGCUAUGGUGCUGUCUCGGGGCCACUGGGCUGGGGCCAGCGAGGUUGAGUUCGUGCGGAGUCUGCUGAUGGCCUGUGGGCAGUGCGACGAAGUGCCCGAGACCUACAUGGACAUCCACACCGGCCUCAGUGGCAGUGGUGUGGCCUUUGUGUGCACUUUCUCUGAGGCCCUGGCCGAGGGUGCCAUCAAGAUGGGCAUGCCCAGUGACCUGGCCCAUCGCAUUGCCGCUCAGACCCUGCUGGGCACUGCCAAGCUGCUGCUACAGGAGAGUCGACACCCCGCCCAGCUUCGGACAGACGUGUGCACCCCAGGCGGCACCACGAUCUACGGGCUCCACACCCUGGAGCAGGGUGGGCUUCGGGCAGCUGCCAUGGGUGCUGUCGAAGCUGCCACCAACCGGGCCAGGGAGCUCAGCAGGAAGUAGGGCCAGAGGGGACCUGCCCCACAGUCCCGAGAGCUGGGCCCCUCAGCCUCGGAUGGGCUACGCUGCAGUAGGGGACAGGGCUCCCAGCCUGGCAGGUCUCACUGGUGGGGAGGCCAUGGUGGCGGCAUCCCCCCAGAGAGCCUGCCGUGUGGACAAGAAAGCAGAUGCCGUGGCAGGAAGGUGGCAGCUCCUGGAGUGGCUGCUUGGCAGGUGUGCACAGCUGACCCCGCCAGGCCAGGUGCCUGGACACCCAGCCCUCCUUCUGCUGCCCUCCCCCCAGCUCUGAGGUGGGGGGGCAGGCCCUCACUUGAGGGCAGACCCCUCCCUUGGUGAAGCAGGCUAUGCGAUGAGCAGGGCUAGUCUGCUGGGAGCGGGGAGACGUCAGGAGCCCUGCCCCAGCUGCAGAGCUGUGUCCAUGUGCUCACCCCGAGCAGGACCAGCAGCAGGGCCCCAUCAUGUGCCUCUGUGGGCAGUGCCCACUUGCAGGCCCAGGACCCAGGUCAAGAGGCCACUGGGUUAUCUGUGAGAUGGCUGCUGCCUGCUGGGCUCCUCAAAGUGCCCAGGGGCUGGCUUCUGCCCGCUCCCACGUAGGGGGCCCCUUGCUUCCUCUCCGAGGCUCUCAGGGCAGAGAAGCAGUGUCCACGCCUGGGGCAGGGACAGCCCCUUGCUGCUGCUAGCCAGCUGUUGGACGGGGUAGGGCAGGGCCGGCCUGGCCCUCAGGCACAGCAGGCCUCUGGCCCCACCCCCAAUGCUCUCCUUGACCCCACCCCACUUCCAGCCACCUAACUUUAUCUGUAACAUGGCCACCUGUCUUGGCAAAGUAAAAGGCAAUGCCACCUGACAAGCAAAUGACACUGAACUCUGCCCUGUACCCCUCCUGACCCCACCGGUUCUCAUGAGGUGGGUGCCCAGGAACUCCUGCCCCCAGCAGCUUUCCCAAGGUACUGACUAGCGAGGGGUUGUGUUAGGCCCCCAGACGGUGAUGGUGGGAUGGUUGCGUGAUGGGGUGGGGCAGCCUAGGGCACAGCAGGAGCCCCGCUUUUCCAGGGCCUUUUGACCUACUGUGAGUCUGUAGUGCCUGCUUCUCCACAUCAAAUGCAUAGUAGGGCUGGUUUUCUCUUCCAUCAAGUUUGCUGCCUUGUUUUACACACCUCCUUAAGUAAUGAGGUGUGCUAUACUGGAUCAAGUUACAAAGAGGGGAGGUUGGGGUGCUACCUACAGCUGCAAAAAAAUAAAAGCCAGGCUCUGCUCCCUGAAGGGAGUUCCCAUGUUGAAA
This is a messenger RNA of Echinops telfairi (small Madagascar hedgehog), 2108 nucleotides long. RefSeq names its product pyrroline-5-carboxylate reductase 3 (gene PYCR3). The transcript has 6 exons. The coding region runs from base 2 to 832 and encodes 276 amino acids. The record is from RefSeq and is a predicted model, not a curated record. Gene Ontology annotation, molecular function: pyrroline-5-carboxylate reductase activity. NCBI's taxonomy places the organism in Eukaryota, Metazoa, Chordata, Mammalia, Afrosoricida, Tenrecidae. Gene Ontology annotation, biological process: L-proline biosynthetic process.